Molecule: messenger RNA, 6127 nt
Organism: Pectinophora gossypiella (pink bollworm)
Lineage: Eukaryota; Metazoa; Arthropoda; Insecta; Lepidoptera; Gelechiidae
Gene: Hmt4-20
Product: histone-lysine N-methyltransferase KMT5B
Exons: 3
Coding region: 244-2355 (703 amino acids)
Molecular function (GO): protein binding; histone H4K20 methyltransferase activity
Source: RefSeq, a predicted model, not a curated record
UCACGAAACAUGGUUGUUUUUCAGCUUUUCCUGUAGAUUUUUUGAGUAAUAAGUUUCUUUCAAACUUAAUAAUUUUGAAUUAUAAUGAAGCAUACAUAGCAAUAUUAAUUUUUGUUUGAUAUUGUUAUGUUUGAUAUAUGUAAAUAACCUAGCAGUUAGCGUCUGAAAGUGCUUCUGUACAGUAAAGUUGUUAUUGGAAAUAAACAUGAAUUUUGUGUAUUUUCAAUGAUUUAAGUGUUCAGGAUGGUUGUUGGAUCGGCGGCGUAUCCUGGGCGGCAGGUGCUCCACAAGAUGCAGCCGAUGGGCAUGACUCCUCGCGAGCUAUCGGAAUAUGACGACCUGGCGACAGCUCUCAUCGUGGAUCCUUACCUUGGCAUUACCACUCAUAAAAUGAAUAUUCGUUAUAGACCUCUUAAAACAAAUAAGGAAGAAUUAAAGAACAUAAUCAAAGAAUUUAUUCAGACUCAAGACUACAACAAAGCAUACACAAAAUUAGCCAAUGGAGAGUGGAUGCCAAGACAUUUUAGCAAAAAUAAACAUCAACAGAGCAAACUCAGAGAACAUAUAUACCGCUAUUUACGAGUUUUCGAUAAAAAAGCUGGCUUUGUUAUUGAGCCUUGUUAUAGAUAUUCCUUGGAAGGUAGAGUUGGAGCUAAGAUUUCAACUACAAAAAAGUUCUUUAAACAUGAAAGGAUAGAUUUUCUUGUUGGAUGUAUUGCAGAGAUGACUGAAGAAGAAGAAAAACAACUUCUACAUCCUGGAAAAAAUGAUUUUUCGGUCAUGUAUAGUUGUAGAAAAAAUUGUGCACAAUUAUGGCUUGGGCCUGCGGCUUAUAUCAAUCAUGACUGUAGACCAACUUGUACUUUUGAAGCUACAGAUAGAGGCAAAGCUUUUGUCAGAGUCUUGCGGGACAUAGAAGUUGGAGAAGAAAUAACUUGUUUUUAUGGAGAAGAUUUUUUUGGAAAUGGGAAUUGUUACUGUGAGUGUGAAACUUGUGAAAGACGAGGCAAAGGCGCAUUUUCAGUUAAGAGUCCACUCAAUGAUGAACAAGCCACGCGAUAUAGAUUCAGAGAAACAGAUAAUAGGAUCAAUAGAACAAAAGCAAAGCAAAUUCAAAAAUCUGUGAAUGGGAAGAACAUGGAAAAAUCUCGAAUAUCUAAUAGGCAGGAUUCAAGCAUAGUGUCACCACUGAGCAUGAAGGAGAUGAAACAAAAAGGUUUAACAAAAUAUGAUGCUGAACUUUUAAUAGCUCAAGGAUGUAUUGCUGAUGUUGUGGAUGGCUCUGUUCAUAAAGAAACUCAGGGUAGUAGAGAGUCAUCUGCUUCAAGUCGAGGGGAACGGUUGCGGCGCCGCACAGACAGUUGCCGCGUAGCCAACGGCGCCGCGUCAACGACAGCCACAGGUAGUAUUCAACGUAAAGCUCCGCCUUCCCGUUGUUGUAGCACCACUAGCUCGCGAAGUAGUCGUGAUUCACACACAGGAAUAGUAUUGAGAAGUCAUAAAAGAUUAGUUGAUACUUGCCCUCCUUCUACUUUUACAAAAACAAAAGGUAGUUUCAAAGGAAAUUCAGAAACUAAAUCUGGUAGGAACCUUAAUACCCCUAAGUCUGAAACUGAUGUAACUACUGUAGAACCACAUAAUAUAGUUAUAAAAACCGAACCUACUAAUGACAACCAAAAAGAGAGCUGUGAAACAGAUGUCAAUCCUGUUGAUGUUGUCAAAACAGAUUUGGUAUCAACUGAGAAUGAAUGUGAUAUGAAGGAAUCUCCACAACCGAGAACUGAAGUAAAUACACUUGUACAAGUGAAACGUGAAGAUUCUGAAAAUCAUUCAGAUGCUCCAAAAGAACAAAAAGCUGAAGGUGAUGCAUGUGUAGGUGAAAAAUCAUGUUUGCAAAGUGAGAUUAAUGACUUUAGAGAAAAUGUAAAUCCAAGUGAAGCGAAAGAUAGUAAAAUGAACAAAAGUAACAAAGUAGAUGUAAAUUGGACUGAAGAAUCUAAAAAGGAAGCAGACUCUGGCCCUCCAUGGUUGGUAGAUAACUCCAACAAGAGCAGCGAGUGUCCGUGCACGCCGCCGCGCAGAGGGCUGAAGUUGACGCUGCGAGUGAAGCGCAGCCCGGCCGUGGAGGAGGUGCUGGAGUGCGGCGGCGCGGCCGAGGCGCCCGAGUACGAGGUCUUGCGGCUGGAGGGCGUCGACCCCGAGACCGCGCGCCGCCUCAAGAAGCGGCGGCGCUCUAAGGAACGCCACCGCAAACACAGUCCUAUCCGUCCCCUGCCUCCUAUGAAACGAUUAAGGUUAAUCUUUGGCAAUGAGAGUCGUACAAUUGAUCUACCUGCUGCUAUUUCAGCGGACUGACAGCCGCGACUACCUUAUGGUUAUGUUUCCACCGUUAUUAUUCAAUUAUUAGUUUAAUUGUCCCUGACUAGGAUUAUUUUAUCUAGUAUUUAUUACUGUGACGUGAAGCUUUUGUUUUAAGUAUUGUGUGAUAGGCAUCAGAUCUUUAUUGAUGAUUCCAUGGAAUAUUUAUUAAACAUAAAAGUGGAUGACUUGUUAUUUCAUUAGCACAAAAAUAAACUUAUGUCCUGGAAAAAUGUAUUUCAGUCUUGAUCAAAGACAAUCAAAGGGUCAAUAUUUUAAGACUUAUCAAAGUUUUGAUUUAUUAUGUACUUUUAUUAGUUAAUCUGAUAACAGAUAUGUGAAAUUCAUAAAAAUAAGCGAAUGCCUUACAUAGUAGUAACAUCAUCUUUUAUUAAUUCAUAUUAUAAAAAUGAUUUUCUUUUUAAAUAAUUUAUUGGAAUAAUAAUAUAAUCUAAAUGUUAAAAAAAUAUUGACAUGCUUGUUCCAGAGAGUCGAAAUUUUACCGUAUGUAUGACUAAUUAAUUAAUAAUCAUGCAGGGUGUUUAUUUCAUCUUCCAGACAUUAAAACUAUGUAGGUUAUUGAUGACUGAUUCUAUACCAAAUUAAUUGCAAAAAUUUGGAAUGUGUAAAAUAAUUCUAUGUACUUGCUGUGGUGCAUCCUUUAUGAAGUAGUAAUGAAUGACAAAUGAAUACCCUGUAUAUUGUCUUAAUUUGAUUGAUGAGUUUACAUUUCCAACUUUGUGUUCAUUGCAUGUAAUUUGUGUAAUAUAAUGUCUGUAUAUUAAAAAAAAGUAAAUAUGCAUUCAAUUGACGAUAAGGCAAAUUCUAUUUGUAAUUGUAGUGUAUUAACUUAAUUUUUAGUGGUAUUGGUACCAAAUAUACUACUUAUGAAAUUUAACAGUGUAAAAACAAUGGAAUGCUGUUCUAAUGUAAAUGGUGCGCUUGAAACCAGGUAUACUUUGUGAUGAUCACUUAUACUGCCGGCUAUAAUGUUACGGAUUACAUAAUUUUAGGUAUUACUUUUUAUAUGCGAGGUAUGUCGAGCUGAAAUGAUUGCAUUAUAUUCCUUGCAGCCACAUGCUGCGCAUAGGAUUGCCACCUUUUUUUUUACAGAAAUAUAGUAUUUUUUGGCAAUUGGCUAAACUGUAUAGUAUUCUAAGUUAAUCCAAGAAAAUAAAAAGGACCUAAGACCAUGAUAUCACGGGAUUUCCGUCUCUGUGCCCGGUUAUUACAUGGGACUUAAACAUAGCUGGCGACGAGUAGAUGUAUUAUACACCUGUGCCUACUCUUUGCAUCCUGCAGGCGUGAUGCUACGUUAUGAAUGACCAAUUUUUUCGGUUAUUUAUUAUUUAAUAAAUAUGUUAAUUAAUGUGGUAUUUUACAUAGCUUUUUAUUGAAAAACAUGAAUCUACUAGCUUUCAAUACAAUACAAAACUCUAUUGCACUUAAAACAUAUAUUAUUAUUAUUAGCUUUCCACACGCUGUUGAACUUCGGUUAUACGGGAUACGCACUUUUUUGAAGUUUCGUGCCCAAUUUGGGACAUUUGUCGAGAGACAUGUGUCUAAACACCGCACGAUAUCUUAUCUCGCUGCCAUGCACCUGAAGAGAGUGGGCGGCGUCGUCGAUAUACAUUUGGGACAUAUGUCGCACGAAAAAGGUCUUCUACUGAGGACGACUUUUUGACAUUGUCACUGGAAAGUUGACAAAUGACAGCGAGAAAACCGAGGGAUUCAUCCAGAACUUUUCAACAAUUUGAUAUUCAAGUGCUUUUAAUUCGCCGUGAUUUAUAUUCCGGCCAUUUAAGUCGAAAAUGAAAUCAUCGAUAAAAAAUAAGUAGUACUUUUGUGUACUAUAUUACAUUUGUAAAAUAUGUAGAAUGAGUUACUCAAAUAUAGUAUAGUGUAUAAUAUAGUAUCUAAAGUGGGAAGCAGGGGAAAGAUUAAGAAGACUAUAAUAUCACAUUGUACGGGUGGGUGGCAACCCUAGCUGCGCACUGGAUAGGCAGACGCGUCCACUGGUAUUAACUGUAAAACAAUUGGCGUUUUAUGUUUUGAACAUCGAUCGAAUCCAGACUGUAUCUUUAUGAUUACACGAAUUUAAUGCUUACGUUUUGCCAACGGAUAGUACUUAGUUUCCCUUCAAGCACGACGAUCAAAGUAGUGAUUUAUAUUAUUUAAGUAUUAUAUCCUUCGGUAAGGUUCUUAGGUAAAGAGGGUCAUACCAAGAUCAAAAUUUUAGCGAAUACAACUAUAAAAAUAGCAGAGGGUGCUUGUCAAACACACUUACAGUUUAUUUAAAUUAUUUGCCGUCAUUUAUCAUAUCAUUGCAAGCAUUCUCUGUUAACUUGUUUGUUAAUCUGCAAUAUAUUUGAUUGAUUAGGUACACAUAAUUGUUAUGUAGUUCAAUUUGGAAAAAAUACUUGAUAAGCGAUUGAUUAGAGAUUAUCUAGUUUAAAAUGUUAGAAGUAAUUUGACGGUGAUAUGGUCACUGAAUAUACUGCCUCAUAAAAUGUUCACUUGUUAGUAUGUUGUAAAAUCAAAGAUGGUUUGUCUUGUUCCCAUACAAAACACUGGUUUUGAUCAUUUAUAUUCUGAAAUAUAGGAGAACUAUGCGGCAGCGACCGGCUUAUUGACUUCCAAAUUAAGAGGGUACCUACACAAAUCAUACUGGUUCAUUUUAUGCACAUUCAAAUCUGUUGACUAGAAUAUAAAGUUGUACUGUUAAAGUGACCUUAGCAGUUUCGAGGUUAAAUGCCAUUUACACAUCCGACCGGCUUUCUUUCUUCAGCCUUAUAUUAAUUUUUAUUCCACAUUUGAAACAUUGUUCACCACUGUAAAAUUGAUAUGAAAUAAGGGACAAAAUAAUUCAGUUACACAGUAUUACACUUUCGCAUACUCUUUAUAGCGAAAAUUAAAAAAUCGUAAGCGAUUUUUUGAAAAAUCACAUUCCGAUGUAUUUUUUGUUAACAAAACUUCGCAAUAGACAAACUAGUUUCAUACCCGGUAAAAAUUGUUGUUUCAAUGUUUAUCUGGAAUGAAAUUAAUAAGGGGCUUUCCAAUCGGCGUUCCCCAAAAAUACGAUAGAUGGCGUUGUUAAGUUUUUCUUCGUUUAAACUUCUAAUUUCAUGGAUAACAGACAUAUGCAUCUUUUCUUUGUUUUUGGGUAUAAAUGAUGAUCCUUUUUAUUACACCAAGAUACAAUUACAAUUUCCACCCGUUAUUAUUCUGGUCAAAAUAAAGAGAAGCAAUAUAGGCAGCAAUAUCAUUCUAUACAUAAUGUGAUCCAAAUAUCAAGCAAGAAUUAGUUUUAUGUUUCUGCCAUUACAUUACAUUUUUGAAUAAUUAUAUACCCCAGCAAUAAGAAAAUUGGUAAUUAUGACGUUCAUCUAUCGUGUAUUUGGGGAACAUCGAUUGAGAAGUCAUUGAAAGAGGUUUUGUUGAAGAAAAUCACUUCAGAAUGUCAUUUUUCAAGAAGGCGCUUACAUGGUCUUCUCUAUAAGGUGGUAUACAGUAUUUGGGCAAGACUUACUGACAAUUAAUGCUGCGCAUCAUUUACUGCCCAAUCAUGGAAUGGUUGAAUUGGUUGUAUUGUAUUUAUUUGUAAUAUAUUGCUAGUAACAAUCUAUCUAGCUUUUGUGAUAUUCCAACAAGGAAUGGCAUGUAUAAAAAUCUAUGAGCUAGAUGAAAAAAGUUGCAUAUUGUUGAUAAAUAAGCCAUUAUGAAAUAUUUUCAUUUAGAUAUCACAAUAAAAUGCCUCAACUUUCUUUUG